Messenger RNA from Terrapene triunguis (Three-toed box turtle), 4897 nucleotides. It is a transcript of the gene FAM171A2, whose product is annotated as family with sequence similarity 171 member A2. Lineage: Eukaryota; Metazoa; Chordata; Testudines; Emydidae. The record is from RefSeq and is a predicted model, not a curated record. The transcript is spliced from 8 exons. Bases 1536 to 4067 code for a protein of 843 amino acids.
GGGUCUGGGCGGAACAGGCCCCUCAUUUACAUUGAGCCCUGGGGGUGCAAGCUCCUGGGGUGUGGGGCUGGGCCGAGCCUGGGGGUUUGCAGUCCAGGGCCUCACGUUGUGGGUGUCUGUCCCUCGCUGGAGACCUGGGGCUGGCUGAGGACACUCGGCGGGCGCGUUGCUGCAGGGCGCUGGCACAGGAGCUCGGGUGAGGGGAACCAGGGCCCCCCAGACAGGAGCCUGCCGCUACCCUGUGGCUGCCAUGGCAACCCCUGGCAGCGGUGCCUGCCUGGCCCUGGAAGCUGCUUCCUGCUUAAUGGGGGAAGGGCCGUGCUGAGCGCUGUGCCAUCAGUCCAGCGCCCGCUGUUCUGGGAGUGCCCCACUUGGGCAGAGCCUAGCCAGGGGGUGAAUGGUGUCGUUGCCAGGGUGAUGGGAACUGGCUCUCGGAAACCUGGGCCGGCUGCCUGAGGCUGAGGGCUGCAGCCGGAAAAUCAUCAGGGGCGGAGGGGGCUGAGCUGGGAAGCCGGCUCUAGAGUUGCGGCUGUGCAUGCAGAGGAUGGCAGCCCCCGAAAGGCUGCUUGGGAGCGGGGCCAGAGAGCAGCACCCGUGGUGUUAGCGAGGGGGGCUCCCUCCCCUGGUGGGGCCAGAGGGGGUUCUGGUCUAGCUCCCCCUUUCCGUGUGGCCAGCUCUGCCAACGUCUCGCAGCCCUGACGUAGCUCCCCAGCGUGUACGGUAGAGCUUCGGCUUGGCUGUUCCACUGAGCGUUUCUGGGGCCCCUUCUGGCCGCGGUAGCUGGGAAGGGGUCAGCCACGCUCAAACCCAGAGCCCGUCUGGAGAGGGAAUCUCAGCACCUGGUGUUGCUCCCACUCCGUCCCAGUGGCCUGGGUCUGUCCUGCAUCGGCAGGACCAGAAGACCCAGCGCCAGAGUCCCCACAGAGCCCCCCCACCCCCGCGCUGGGGUGGACGGCACAGCACGGGGGGAAGGGGUGCAAAUCCUGCACUUGGCACAGUGCCCUGGGAGUCACGGAGAGCAGGUGGGACCUUGGCUUUUCAGGUCUCAAUUUAAAGCCACUCCCCAGUGCAUGGGGCAUAUGGGGCACAGAGCUAGCCCAGCAGGCACUGGGGUGGUCCCGGGGACACGAGGCAGGUUACGUAAGCAGUCGCUGGGGGCAGUGCCCAUAGCAAAGCAUCAUGGCAAUUGGCACUAAUAAAACAGCCAGUGGGGGAUGGACACUGACCUCUCCUGUUCUCCCCAGUGGGACAGCUGCCGGCCUGGCACCUCUCGCUAGCACUGGUUCGUGUGCCUUCGAAACCCCGCCCCGCCCCAAACGAUCUGUGCUCAGAGCCUGACUGCACGGGAACCACAUGGACCCUGGGGGCAAAGGCCCCCACGGAUUGGGACCCCCAGCAGCCAGGGCCAUUUGAAAUGCAGACCCAGCAUCUGUACCAUGGGCUGAGCCAAACUCGAGAGGGCACCUUGCGUCCAGCUCCUUAGCAGCCCAGCCUGGCGAGCCGUCCGGUGUGACCCCCCUGGGCGCCCCGGCUCGAUGCCAUCCCGCUCAGAGGCACCCUGCAGCAGACGGGAUUCCAGCCGUGGAGCACGCGAGGCUGAGGGCGGCAGCCCCGGUCCAGAGGUGCUGAUCAAAGUCCAGGUGUAUGAGAACAGCGACCUCUCCCCGCUGGCCCAGGCUGCUGUGGAAGUGUAUGGGAACCAGACGUCACUGGCCUCAGGCUCCACAGACCAUGAGGGCGUCGGGAUGCUGCCCGUCAGCUACCGUCUGGGCACCUGGAUCCUGGUCACCGCCGCCAAGCGCGGCUUCGUCACCAACUCUGUGCCCUGGCGGGUCGACAAGCUGCCGUUGUAUGCCUCUGUCAGCCUGUAUCUGCUCCCGGAGCGGCCCGCCACCCUCAUCCUCUAUGAGGACUUGGUGCAGAUCUUGCUGGGAUCACCAGGGGCCAAGAGCCAGCCGUGGGUGCAGUUCCAGCGCAAGGCGGCCCGCCUGCCCCGCAGCUCCACCUACAGCCAGCUCUCCGCCUCCCUGACGGCCGCCAGCGGGGCCCACGACAUGCGGGGCUUCCCCUCCUUCAUCGGGGCUGAGAGCAACGGCAGCGCCAACAGCACCUGGCUGGAGCUGGUUCCCAUCGCUGCCGUCAGCGUCCACCUCUUCACGGGCAACGGCACCGAGGUGCAGCUGUCGGGCCCCGUGCACCUGUCCAUCCCGCUGCCUCCCGACACCAGCGCCACCACGGCCACCAGCGUGCCAGCCUGGAGGUUCGACACCAAGAGUGGCCUGUGGCUCCGAAACGGGACAGGGCUGAUCAGGAAGGAGGGGCGCCAGCUGUACUGGACGUUCGUCUCACCCCAGCUGGGAUACUGGGCUGCCGCUCUGCCCUCCCCCACCACAGGGCUGGUGGCGCUGGCGUCGGGGAUGAAGGACAUCACCACGUACCACACCAUCUUCCUGCUCACCAUCCUGGGGGCGCUGGCGCUGCUGGUGCUGAGUCUGCUCUGUCUGCUCAUCUACUACUGCAGGCGGAGGUGCCUGAAACCCCGACAGCAGCACAGGAAGCUGCAGCUGUCUGGGCCGCUGGAUGCCUCGAAGCGAGACCAGGCCACCUCCAUGUCCCAGCUCAACCUGAUCUGCACCAGCCACCUGGAGACAGCCUCAUCAGCUGGCGACCCCGACACGCACACGCCCAUCCUCAAGUCAGCCUUCUCCAGCUCCCGUGAGCUGGGCAGCUCCCGCGAGGAGUUCUUCCGUCACAAGCUGCGGCAUGUCAGCAAGGCCUCCACGGAGACGCUGAGCCAGCGGGGCGCCCCCAAGGAGGAGUACCCGCGCCCCGGGGAGAGCUUCUCACUCAAGGCCGCGCGCUCCAUGGACGGCCCGGGCGCGCUGGAGCCCCCCAUGCUGGAGGAAUACAAGCGCAGCUUCUCCCACCAGCGCGUGGAGGACAAGGGCACCGAGCCAUCGCGGAAGCACUCAAGGAAUGAGAGCAAGCCCUACCUCCAGGAGCCGCCCUCCCCGCCGCCCCUGCCGCCCCCCUUUGACCACUACGUGGGCCACAAGGGGGAGCCCAAGCCCCCCGACUUCAUGCUGUCGCAGUCCGUGGACCACCUGGCCAGGCCCACCUCGCUCACCCAGCCGGGGCAGCUCAUCUUCUGCGGCUCCAUCGACCACAUGAAGGACAGCGUGUACCGCAACGUCAUGCCCACCUUGGUCAUCCCGGCCCACUACAUGCGCUUGGCGUCGGAUUACCCCUCCGGGGAGCAGGCCCUGGCUGGCCCGGCAGAUAGCCAGCCUGAGAUGGAGGGGCUGCCCGGCCCGGCCGGGAUGACCAUCCCACACCAGUUCGGGCCCCAGGACCAGCAGCGGCAGCUCCUCCAGCAGCAGCUCCAGCUGCAGCACCAGCAGGGCGAGGACUCAGAGGGCAAGGGCUGGGGGGCGCACUCCUCCUCGGUCAGCGGCUCCGUCACCAUCCCGGUGCUGUUCAACGAGUCCACCAUGGCCCAGCUGAACGGGGAGCUGCAGGCGCUGACGGAGAAGAAGCUGCUGGAACUGGGGGUGAAGCCCCACCCGCGGGCCUGGUUCGUCUCGCUGGACGGGCGCUCCUCCCAGGUGCGCCACUCCUACAUCGACCUGCAGGGCAGCGAGAAGAGCCGCAGCAACGACGCCAGCCUGGACUCGGGCGUGGACGUCCACGAAGCCAAGCCCCACAAGCGGGCCAAGGAGGAGCGGGAGCGGCCCCCUGCCCCCACCGCCUACUCCAAGCUGGCCUUCCCCGAUGACGCGGAGCAGAGCAGCAGCGAGAGCCGCACGGCCAUCUGCUCCCCCGAGGACAACUCCCUGACGCCCCUGCUGGACGAGACGGCCGAGGCCCGGGCCGCCACCAUCCCCCGCCGGGGCCGCAGCCGGGGCACCAGCUCCCGCAGCAGCGCCAGCGAGCUGCGCCGGGACUCCAUGACCAGCCCUGAGGACGAGCUGACCGACCCGGCCGAGGGUGGCGACGAGCCGGGUGACAAGAAGAGCCCCUGGCAGAAGCGUGAAGAGCGCCCGCUCAUGGUCUUCAAUGUGAAGUAAGCAGGGGGGGCCUGCGCCCCCCCCCUGGAGCCAGCGCCAGCCCCUGGGGGGCAGAGGAGGGGGCGGGGCUGGAUGCCAGCGCCUGACGGGGAGGUGCUGCAUGACUGAUCGCUCCAUGCCCCCGGGGAGGCCCCUGUGACCAGGGCGACUCCAGACCAGGACCCCAAAGACCCCCCAGUCCUCUCGCCCUGAGGGCUGAGCUCUGUGGGGGAGCAGGGGAAGGGGGGGACCCACGCUGGGAGGCAGUGGGACUGACCCCCAGGGCAGUCCAGAUGGAGAACCAGUGACCUGCUCCCCCCUGUAGCCGGGCACUGUCUGUCGCACCCCCCCUGCCAUUCGAGGGACGGCCCAGAGCAGGGAGGAGACGCUGUGGCAGCGGGACAGGGCAGGGGGCUGAUCUCCCUACCACCAGUACCAUCUGUCGGGGCUGCUGCAUGCCAGGCCCCCCUGCUAGGCAGGGGCUGGGGGAGGGGCAACUCAAGGACUCAGCAGCCCCCCCCCCCCCCAGCCCGAGCCCAGCGGGCAGAGUGAAGGGAUUGAGUCAGGUGGGGGGCAGGGCCUGGGGCAGCCUGGCCCAGCCCCUGUUUCCAAGCACACUCUCCGCGGGGCAUGGGCAGACCAUCCAGGGAAGUGACGGCAGAGCGGAGCCCCCCAACCCCAGGGAGAGCACGGAGCCAGAACAAGCUGCGGCUGCUCCUCCCCCAUGACACCAGGCUGGAAGGGGUUAAGAGCACCCUGCCCCUGCUGGUGUGUGGAAUGUCUGAGGAUGGUGCCCAUCAACUGGCACCUCGCUGUCCAGCCCUAGCUGCACCUGCCUGUCCGGGGUGGGG